Humulus lupulus (European hop) is the source of this 1929-nucleotide messenger RNA. RefSeq lists its product as uncharacterized. NCBI's taxonomy places the organism in Eukaryota, Viridiplantae, Streptophyta, Magnoliopsida, Rosales, Cannabaceae. Bases 1 to 1929 code for a protein of 642 amino acids. The record is from RefSeq and is a predicted model, not a curated record. The transcript is spliced from 4 exons.
AUGAAUACAUCUUUUUUCCAUGCUUGUUUGAAAAAGCGCAGAGCUGAAAAUGGUAUUGCAACCUAUAUUACUGAGCAAGGUAGAUUGAUAGAUAAUUUUCAUGAUGUAGUCUCUCACUUUGUAAAACAUUUUAGAAGUUAUUUGGGUAGUCCGAGUUCGGCUACAGGCAGGAUUGAUUUACACUGUAUUGAGAUGGGUACCAAGCUCUCGAUAGAUCAAAAAUUGCUUCUUUUAAAACCCUUUUCUUGUAAGGAAAUUCGAGCUGCUUUAUUUGGUAUUCCCAUCACUAAGUCCCCUGGACCUGAUGGCUUUGGUUCUAGUUUUUUCAAGGUUUUAUGGCAAGAAAUUAGGGAUGAAGUUUGUUCAGCAAUUGGUCAGUGUUUUAACACAGGGCAUUUUCCUUCUGAGCUUCAUGAAACUACUCUAUCAUUGGUCCCUAAAGUCACUAAUCCAUCUCAGGCAAUAGACUACAGACCUAUAGCUUAUUGUUCUACAUUAUAUAAGUGUAUUGCCAAACUAUUAUGUUCUCGUAUGGCUUUAGUCCUUCCUGAUCUCAUUCAACUGAACCAUGGAGCCUUUAUUAGGGGUCGUUCAAUUGCUCAUAACAUCAUGAUAUUUCAGGAUCUUAUCAAGAACUAUCGGAGGACCUCUACUUCGCCUAGAUGUUGGAUUAUGGUCUGCUUGAAAAAUACUUCUUACUCUUUGCUUAUGAAUGGUAGAGUUCAAGGAACUCGUUCUGCUGUUAGCAUUUUCAAAGAGGUUCUAGUGAAGUUUAGUGCUACAACAGGUCUCUCUAUAAAUGCUAAUAAGUCUCAUAUUUUCUUUGGAGGAGUCAUUGCCACUGAGAGAAGGAUUAUUGCCCAAGAGAUUCAGCUACCUGAAGGAUCCUUUCCUCUUAAAUUGAAGCUUUUGUCUUGGACUAGCAGGCAUCUGUCAUUUGCAGGCCAAAUGCAACUCAUUCACUCAGUUUUGUUUGGGCUUCGUAAUUACUGGAUGAGUAUCUUUGUGUUACCUCAGAGUAUUGUUAAGGAAGUUGAGAAACUUUGCCGUGGUUUUCUGUGGGGUAUUUAUGGGAACAGGAGCAAGCUUCAUAUUACUUCAUGGCAGCAGGUUUGUCUCCCUAAAGCCUAUGGGGGUCUCGGUUUCAGAGAUGGUGCCAGUUGGAAUAAAGCUAUAUUAGCUAAAUAUAUCUGGGCCAUUUCUGAAAAGCCUGAUAUUCUGUGGGUCAAAUGGAUCAAUACUAUCUAUCUAAAAGGCUUUAAUUUCUAUAAUUACACUCUGAAACCAGAUAGCUGUUGGUAUUGGAGGAAGUUAUGCCAUUUAAGGGGCAAAUUCAGUCAGACAGAGAUCCUUGCUGCUGGGGUUCCAGGGAGAUUUAAGCCUUCGAAGCUUUACAACAGCACUUUAAAUCAGCAGCUGGUGGGCUAUCAUCAAGAAGUAUGGUGUAAGCUUACACUUCCUAAGCAUCAAUUUCUUCUUUGGCAGGUGGUUAAUGCUCAUCUUCUCACUAGAGACAACUUGAUCCGGUUUAACUUACAGGUGAACAACCUGUUAUGUCCUGUCUGUGGUGGUCACAAUGAGAGUCACACUCAUCUAUUUUUUGAGUGCUUCCUUUCUAAGAUGAUUCUUAAUCUCAUCUUUGCUUGGAUAGGGUUUAAAGCUUGGCCUAGUGAUUUCAAUAGCUGGGUUGUUUGGCUUCCUAGUGGUCGACAUGGCAUUAUUUCUUCUAUAUUGAACUUGGUUGUGGCUGCUGUUAUCUACAGUAUUUGGAGAAACAGAAAUAGAUGUAUUUUUUAUGGUUAUUCUUUGAUAGCUGAUAGCAUAGCUAAGGAUGUUAUAAACAUAGUUAAGUACCGAUUAUACAUAGUUAAAAAUAGGAAGAUUUCUCUCCAAGAUCAGCUUUUUAUAAGGAAACUCCAAUGUAAUUAA